Molecule: messenger RNA, 1437 nt
Organism: Paramecium primaurelia
Lineage: Eukaryota; Ciliophora; Oligohymenophorea; Peniculida; Parameciidae
Source: the annotation of a GenBank genome assembly
UUAAUUUAUGUUGCUUUUUAGCAAAAUAACUAGGUUAUGCCUAAUCCCUACAUAUGGCUGCAAAUUUGUACUUAAAAAAGACUGGAAGCUCAUAAAAGACAACACAAAUUGGGCAACUUAUAUGGAUGAUCUUAAUAUCAAUUCAGAGACCUUUUAUCACUCAAGCAGCAAAGAUUUACUUAAAGCAGUCAGAGAUAAUCCUGAGAAUGAAUUUUAUGCAAAAUCAAUAGGGCAACUUCUAUAUCAUAUGGGAAAAGAUGGUGUAUAUGAUGAAGUUGUAAUUAAAAAGAUAGAAAAAUGUCUUUACAAAUUUAAAGGUGAAUUUCCAUCAAGAUUAGCAUUUGGAGCUUUAUAUGGAUUUUUAUCCCUUUCUAUUGAUAAUUAAUAUUUACAUGAUUUCUUUGAUGCUGAAUUUCGUAUGCAUCAAAAAUCUAAAAGAAAAUGGUUUGAAGCAAUAGAAUUAGUUGAAGCAUGUGGGAAAAAUAAAAAUUUAUCAAGAAAAUAUCUAUAUGAUUUGAUGAAGUCACAAUGUCAUAGUAUUCUUGUUAAAGAAUAUAAAAAAAGUCUAAAAUAUCAACCUGCUUAAUAAUUUAGAUUAUUGAAUGCAUGUAUAAGUGCUAAGUAUUUUGAACCUGAUUUGUUUGAUCCUCUUGUAAAAGAUAUAGUUAGAUAAUAAAAAAUAUCUAGAUUACCAGAUUUAAUUAAAUUGUUAAAUAUCCUAACUAAACUUCAAAAUGAAGGAGAUUUCCCAAGAUCAAUAUAAACAGAAAUUGAUCAUCUUAUUAAUAGAUUAAAAACAACACCUAAAUUUUCAUGGUUAUACAAUGCAGAUGAAAGACGUUAUAGAACAAUGGAAGAAUUAAAAGCUGUCAGAGAGAAUGCACCUUAAUAAUUUAUAGGAAAUCAUCUUUAUUAACCAGAAAUGUUAGAAUAAUAUUUGAAAUAAAAGGCUUUAGGAAAUGAUGAAGCAGUUUAAAGAGAAAAGAGAUUAAUUCAAGAGAAAUAAUUAGAUGAUUUAUUGUAUGAUGAAUUCAUGCUCAAUAAAGUUGAAUAAUAGAGAAAUAGAGAAUAAUUAAAGAAAGAAUAGAGAAAAGGUAUGAAGGAUGAAGAUGGUGAAGAUGAAGAUGAAGAAAUUGAUAAAGAAUUAACUGAAGAAGAAAAGAAGGAUUGUAAUUAAUUAUUAAAUAAAUUAUUAUAGUACUUACUGAUUUUUAGAAGAAACACUUUGAAUCUUUAGAUAUGGAAACUGUUAAUCCAGAGGAUCUUCCUAAAGAAUGGUUUAUGGAUAAUAGUUAAUCAUAAGAUAAUGAAUUUGAUGAAAUGGAUGAAAGAAUUCAGUAGGCAGCUCAAGAAAAAUCUCAGUAAGCUAAGAAUAAAGAGUUUAAGAAAAGAAAGGGAAGAAGUGGCAAAGGAGAUAUUUUUGAUGCAAUAGAGUGA